AUGGAUUAUCCACUUGCUACUGGGCACGUCAAGAACAAAGUCUUGAGCAUCCUGGAUAGUGCUGUGCAACUCAACCUGGUGAGGAAAGGAAUCAAUGAAGUUCUCAAGACUUUGGAGCGAGGACAAACAGGUUUCGUCGUUUUAGCAUCCGAUACAGAGCCGCUGGAGAUCGUUUCGAGUGUGAUAACCGAAGCAACCAUGAAGAACCUUAGCUAUGUAUUCGUUCCCUCAAAGCUGGAAUUGGGACGCAUAUGUGGAAUAGCCAGACCGGUGAGCGCUGUGAUUGUAACGAGCUCCAAGGGCGAUGUGGAUGCUCACACUCGCGAGUUUGAAGAUGCGAUUGCCACCCUUUUGAUUUAA
Messenger RNA from Selaginella moellendorffii, 360 nucleotides. Its product is annotated as 13 kDa ribonucleoprotein-associated protein. The transcript has a single exon. The record is from RefSeq and is a predicted model, not a curated record. NCBI's taxonomy places the organism in Eukaryota, Viridiplantae, Streptophyta, Lycopodiopsida, Selaginellales, Selaginellaceae. The coding region runs from base 1 to 360 and encodes 119 amino acids. Gene Ontology annotation, molecular function: RNA binding. Gene Ontology annotation, cellular component: nucleolus.